AAUCAUCUAAACUUAUAUUUGAUAUAGUUUCCACGCACAUACGAAGGAAUACCUUAUUAUCCACUACAUCAACUUCACACCUUGGAUAUGAGGAAUCUGCUUCAAUUUACGACAUUUAUUUUCAUAGUUUGUAUGUGCAUUGCAGGGAGUGCGGAGAGCUAUAUGUUGAAUUAUGCGGAGCACUACUGCAGCCCCCUCGCGAUUGGAAAAGAUAGGCCGUUAGGCAGGCUGAGAAAACACAUCCUUGAGCACGUGGUUCAAGAUAAAUUUCAUCCUGGAUUUCGAAGACAUCAUGUUACAUGUACGAAACGGACUGAGGAUGGAUACACAAUGUGGGCCCGAGCUCAAUGCGGUGAACCACACACCAUGAAUUGCCUUAAAUGUCUUGUAGGUGGUAUCAUCUACUUAGACAAAAAUUGCUUGUGGUUUAGCGGUGGACGUGUUAAAGAAGAUAGGGGGUAUUGUGCCCUACAAUUUGCUGAUUAUGAUAUUUGUGCUCAGUAAUUAUAGGUAGAUUAUAAGUAUCUACCCAAUAAUCAAUUUAUGGUUAUAGAUUAGGGAGAAUAAUUUUAUCCGAUUGUACUUAGUUAGUGCACGGUGUUAGUCAUUUAGACAUAAAUCCAGCUUUUGUGGUGUAUCGUCGUUAAUAUUUUGCAAGUUACAAGAAAUUAAUAUGACUCGUGUGAAAUUUUUCAGACCUGUAAUCUCCGUCCUAGCUCCACGUAUGGAAGUUAAUUUGCUGGAGAUUGAAAUUCCAUUAAAUGUUAAAAUAAAUUAAUGCUAGUAUUACUUUUUUUAGUUCUUCCAUUUUUACAAUGCCGAGAGUUAAAAUAAUUGCUAUAACUAGUAUUAGCUAGUUUUCAUACCUCUCUAUUUCCUAGGAAAGCUACCCUGGAAGCUAAUUUGGGAUCAAUGCCAUUUAUUCUCCCUUCUUUAAGAGUGAUCGCACAUCUCGCCUUAUAAGGAUCUGGCUUGAUAAUUGAUUAUGCCUUGAUUUUAGACCUCCUAUGAGCUAUUAUUGAUUCAAAAUAUAUAGAAUUAUUAUGAUUUUAGGGGUCCAACUUCCACUGAAAUAUAAAUUUUUCAUGCAGUUAUGUCUGAAGGGUUCAUACGAUAAUUAAUUAUGCCUUUCCUGCUCUCUUACUUCCCAGUAGCUUAAAUUUACUCUUUUGCACCUACUUUACAUUUCGAACUCCUAAGUUCUGCAAAACCGGAGGAAUGUCAACCUCACAAAUCGACCUCUUCUUCAAUAGAACUGUACAUCUUGAGGGAAUACGAUCCUAGCAUUAGGGCCAAGUACAUUUGGUUUACACUACAUGACAUAUCAAAUUUAGGUGCCAUUGUCGAGGACAUCUCGCGAACUUUGAAAAAGAGAAAGAGGCGCAUUUUAUCUCCUGUUUCCCACUAUUGUCACCUCAAGGUAAAUAGGCACCAGAAGCGGCAAUUUCCUUCCCGUGUUUGAUACUCGGGCGCCUAAUUUCUGGAAGGUCUUUCUGCUUCCAGAAGUUUAUCUAUGUCAAGUGCAUGAUCCUAUCACAAAUCAGGGUCGAAGUCAAGAAUCUUAGACAUAAAAGAUUUGCCCAAGGUCGUGAUUAUAGGAGUGGUACUUCUGAUUCAUUAGAUCCAAAGGCACCACCUCAAAGAAAAGAAAGGGGAAGAAUAGGUUGCUUACUGCUCUUCGUUCAAAUCCCCUCUUAGACGAAGUUUCAAGUGUAGAGAGUAACACCUCUCCCUUUGAACCCCCAUCACCUAGAGGCAUGGAGGAAUGAACUCUCUGCGAGUAUACGUGGCCUAAAGUUGUGAACUUCGGUUCCAACAUCAUCUUGCCUAAGGUCAACAUGUCUAAUUUUGAGCUGCGCACUUCAAUGAUCCACAUGGUCUGGUAUGUUCGACAUUUUGAGGUCCUCGAUAACGAGAAUCCGGUCAAAUGUAUCAAAAUGUUUAUGGAAAUAUGUGAUUCUUCACAUAAGCUAGGAAUGUAGGCUGACACAAUAUGGCUACGUCUCUUACCUUUCUCUCUUACGAGGAGACCAAAGAGCUGCCUAUCUUGCCAACCACAAGGAACAUUCUGUGUGUGAGAUGCAUUGGUCAAAGCUUUAAUUGAAAUGUUUUUCCCUCGAUUGGACACUGACAAUCUUAGGGACCAAAUUGCUCGAUUCAAACAACAACAUCAAGAGUAGUUGUACGAAGCAUGUAAGCAUUAUCAAGGUCUACUGUGUGCUUGCGCACAUCAUUGGUUCGCAGAAGAACAAGUAGCCGACAUCUUUGGCAAGGCCCUCAAUCUAAACACCAUGAUGAUGAUGAAUCAAGAGGCAGACAGUGAUGUGUCUGAAAUGACCGCAGAACCUGCUUUCCAGCAUUAUGCGUCGAUGGCUGCCAAGUCUAGAAACUGGUCGAGGAGAAAUGCUCUUGUGACAUUGAAAAUGGUACAAGAUCCAUAUGACUUUCUCGCCAGAGCAAAACAAGUUGUUGUCGUAGCUAAGGAGGUGCAAGCACUCAAUAUGAGUAGAAACACCCUUGUCGCGCAACUCUUCCUUUGCGAGUAAUGCGGCGAGGAUGGUCAUGAUGGGUACAAUUGUGGGACUAUAGGAGUCCUUUAAACGAGUUGGUCGAUUUCAAAAAUACCUUUUAUCCUCAAACAUGGGACUUUAAUCGCCCCAACUUUAGGUAUCAGAACUAACUACCUCCCAAUUCCUCAAACGCCUAUAGGAGCUUCGAAAAUCACCCUUCAGGCGAUUAUCAAACUUGGAGACAGCUUCUGACAGGAUAAUGGCCCCUCCCAGGAAGAUAAAAGUCUACCGACUACCCAAAAAUAACAUCCAUCAAUGCAUCGUAUCUUCAUGACACGAAGUGGGAGGGUCGAGCUCCAGAUUGGAAAAGGAAAUUAAAUCCUACACCACCAGGAUUCGAUAGACACCCUCAAUUCAGAGAGAACAACACACCUCCUGAAGUCUUGGAACAAUUAACAAUUGAUGAGCUAUGUACAUACAUUCGAGGCGAGGAGGUGACUCUUAAAAACAUGGAGUGUGAAUUAGCUUCCCUUCUGGAGCUUGAAAAGACCCAAUAGACAGCCAUAACCUUCCAAGCAACACGGAAAACAAUCCUAAAGAACAGGUUGGGCACUCGAGGUCGAACCAUCUGGUUCAAGCCACGUCCCAAUAGUGGAAAAGGGUAGAAACUUAGAGGAUACAAAGCUGGAAGCAAAGGUGGGCAUUUCUUGCAUAUCUGAAACGCCGCCGUAGGCACUCCUUUUGGGCUAAAAUUGGCACCACCUGGGCCUAUUUUUAGGCACCCAAAAAAGACACCAGAAGCCAGGUCCUUGAAUGUUUUGGAGUCCUCAAGGUUGCAUGGGCAUAAUAUGAGGUUGUCUUGAUCAAUAAGGUCUGCCAAGGGGAACUCAAGUUAGUUGACACUCGUGCAUAAGUUCUUCUCUUUGCUUGUUACAAGUUUCCAAGUCCUAUUUUGGGGACAAAAGCAAUCAAAUAAUGAAACCGCUUACGUGGCAACCAUCUUGCAUGUGGAUGAGGCAAGCACAAACCAGCAGAACUCCUACAAGGAGUAUCUCACACAACCUCAUCAUGAAAAUGAAUCGAUAGCCCUAUGAAACCCCUCUUAGGCACCUUCUUCACAAAGAAGAAAGAAGAAAUAAAUUUUAUCACUCAUAAAGGUGAGGAGUACUUUCUCUACUUGGGAAUGACCCCUCCCAAUCGUAAACAUGUGUAUGAGCAUUUCAGCGAGGAGGUCAAACUCCAAUGGCAGUUAGCGCGAGGACCAGUCCUUAUCAUAGAUGGAUUGAUGUCCCCACCAGCAAAAUCAUUUCAAUCACACGGAAUGAGGCACCAUUUCCAACCCUCCUAAUGAUGUUUCUGAAACUGACCAGAGGGUACUUAAUGAGUUCAUUUUUGUUGUAGGAGGGGAAACACCUGCCAUACUAACGCUAGAAUCCCUUACAGAGAUAUAUGAUCCCCAAAGGGAAGUAGGGCGACUUCAUGAGCAAACUCACAAGCUUAUGAAAGAAGACAUACCUUCCCACAUGCAACUCUUAGUACUACGAAUGUUACCCGAUUCGGGUCAAUUUGUAAUCCCAUGUACUCUCAAUGAUCAUCAUGAAAUGAGAGCACUUAUCGAUCUAGGGUCUAAUCUUAACAUUAUGCUCUUUAACAUCUUUAGGUCACUUGACAUAUACAAACUAGAGAUCACAAACAGGUUCAUUUCCUUGGCCGACAAUUCAGUUUGUCAACCAUUAGUUAAGGUGAGGGAUUUGAAGGUGGAGAUAGGACCCUUUGUAUUCUCUCUCGACUUUGUAGUACUCGACAUGCAUAGGGAUAUAGACUACUUUAUCCUCUUUGGAAGACCCUUCCUAGCCACUUUUGGCUCAUUGAUCGAUGUUCUUAAACAUAAACUUGCAAUGAGAAUCGCCAAAGAGGAUUAUACUAUCCAGAUGAUUACUCCGAAAGACAAGAAGGAGGAAUACGAUCGAUAAUCAAGAUCUACCAUCAUAGAAUCUGAUUGAGAGAAAGCUACUGGAACCUUGCGAAGAUCACGCCCUUCUUGCCCACUUCAUGGUCCGAGCCCGUGAUCUUCACCUCCAGGUCGUGAUCUUUGCAUUUCCUUCACUCUUUGGCUUGUUUUGACCUCCAAAUAUCCCGAAACUCAUCCCCUACCUUUCCACACGUACUAAGUCGUCAAAUGUAACAAAAGAUCACAACCUAGCAUAAAAUAGGUCGGGAGCAACGAUUACCAAGGAAAACAAUCAAGACAUGAAGGGGUAAAUAUGUAUAAAUACGUCCAAAUCAGUUACACUAGGGCUCUAGUAACGAGUCAAGCCCUACACUGGAGUCCAAACGACCGGUUCUUUAAUAAUUAUAUAUAUUUAUAUUCUUUUAUAAGAUUACUUGUGUGCUACACGUGUUCUACACAACUUAUAGUUAAAUUGAAAAUAUUCAUGUUGUUAUGUCUCAAGGUUUGUAUUGCCCACACUCAUCAAGUUUGAUUUUCUUGUUUGUGACUUUUGUUGCUCUCCUGACCUUAUAGCCUCUGAGGUAUAUGUUUUGGCAGUGGGUCCCUCUACCAUCCGUUAGUUGUAGAACAACUAUCUAUUUUAUUCUCACAUUUCGUUGCUAUUCCCUAAAGGUUGUCUAGAAAAUCACUCAAAGAUGGUGAUCCUUGAGCUUCGCCAAGGAGUGGUAGUUGAUUUGUUAGGAGAGCCCCUCUCAUGGGGUUCUUUUUUCUCUUCUUUUUUGGUAAUAUAGCUUUGAGGGCAUU
Messenger RNA from Linum trigynum, 5265 nucleotides. NCBI's taxonomy places the organism in Eukaryota, Viridiplantae, Streptophyta, Magnoliopsida, Malpighiales, Linaceae. The record is from the annotation of a GenBank genome assembly.